AUGGGAAAUGCCUGUUGGGAAUUGUUUUGUUUGGAACAUGGUAUUCAACCCGAUGGAUUAAUACCAUCAGAUUUAACUGCUAAUGGUCGUGGUGAUGACUCAUUUAAUACAUUUUUUUAUGAAACAGGUGCUGGAAAACAUGUGCCACGAGCAAUUAUGGUAGAUUUAGAACCGACAGUAAUAGAUGAAGUUCGAACAGGUACUUAUCGACAAUUAUUUCAUCCAGAACAAUUAAUAACUGGAAAAGAAGAUGCAGCUAAUAAUUAUGCACGUGGACAUUAUACAGUUGGCAAAGAAAUAGUUGAUUUAGUUCUUGAUCGUAUUCGUAGAGUAGCAGAUCAAUGUACAGGCUUACAAGGAUUUCUAGUCUUUCAUUCAUUUGGAGGAGGUACUGGAUCUGGUUUUACAUCUCUUCUAAUGGAACGUUUAAGUGUGGACUAUGGAAAAAAAUCAAAACUUGAAUUUUCUAUUUAUCCUGCACCACAAAUAUCAUCAGCUGUUGUUGAACCUUAUAAUUCAAUUCUUACAACUCAUACAACACUUGAACAUACAGAUUGUGCAUUUUUAGUUGAUAAUGAAGCUUUAUAUGAUAUAUGUCGUCGAAAUCUGAAUAUUGAACGACCAACAUAUACAAAUCUUAAUCGAUUACUAGCACAAAUCGUAUCAUCUAUUACAGCUUCAUUACGAUUUGAUGGGGCUUUAAAUGUUGAUCUUGGUGAAUUUCAAGUUAAUCUUGUUCCAUAUCCGAGAAUUCAUUUUCCAUUAGCAACCUAUGCACCAAUUAUUAGCGCUGAAAAAGCGUAUCAUGAAUUAUUAUCAGUUGCAGAACUUACAAAUGCAGUAUUUGAACCAGCUAAUCAAAUGGUUAAAUGUGAUCCACGACAUGGAAAAUAUAUGGCAUGUUGUAUGUUAUUUCGUGGUGAUGUUGUUCCAAAAGAUGUUUGUGCUUCAAUAGCAACAAUUAAGACAAAACGAACGAUUCAAUUUGUUGAUUGGUGCCCAACAGGUUUUAAAGUUGGAAUAAACUAUCAACCACCAUCGGUCGUUCCAGGUGGGGAUCUUGCGAAAGUUCAAAGAGCUUUAUGUAUGCUAGCAAAUACGACAUCAAUUGCGGAGGCAUGGGCUCGACUUGAUCAUAAAUUUGAUAUGAUGUAUGCAAAACGGGCUUUUGUUCAUUGGUAUGUUGGUGAAGGAAUGGAAGAAGGUGAAUUUACUGAAGCUCGAGAAGAUUUAGCAGCAUUGGAAAAAGAUUAUGAAGAAGUUGGCAUUGACACAGUUCUUAAUGAAGAAGAGGCUGUCGAUGAGUAUUAA
This is a messenger RNA of Rotaria sp. Silwood2, 1311 nucleotides long. NCBI's taxonomy places the organism in Eukaryota, Metazoa, Rotifera, Eurotatoria, Philodinida, Philodinidae. The record is from the annotation of a GenBank genome assembly.